AUGGAGACAAAUGUGGGGUUGACUUUACCAGAUUUGAGCAAUAAGACAUGGGCUGCUCGGGAUGAUUGUCAAAAUUUGAGUGUUGAAUCCAAAGCAAUUAAAAUGGUCAAAUGUCGUAGUAAUGCUGAUGUGCGAGUAGGAGACACAACCAAAAACGGAGAAAAGAAAGCUCCACUAGACAGCAUACAAAACGCACACGACGACUCCAUUUGGACGGCGACAUGGAUUCCGUCUACGGAGGAAUCGUUGGCGCUACUUCUCACCGGAGGUCUUGACGAAACCGUGAGGCUAUGCGACCCGAAAAACUUCACUUGUAUUCAAACUUUCACCGGUCAUUGCCUCGGCAUCGUAUCAGUUGCAGCUCAUCCUACUCGGAGAAUUGCGGCAUCGACUUCUAUAGAUAGCUUUAUUAGAGUGUUUGAGGUUGAUACUAAUAACACCAUUGCUACUCUCGAAGCUCCUCCUUCUGAAGUUUGGCAAUUGCAAUUUAGUCCCAAUAUGAGGACCAUACGUUGGCAAAUGUUGUCCGAUUUACUCUAA
Nicotiana tabacum (common tobacco) is the source of this 540-nucleotide messenger RNA. The record is from RefSeq and is a predicted model, not a curated record. Lineage: Eukaryota; Viridiplantae; Streptophyta; Magnoliopsida; Solanales; Solanaceae.